AUGCAACGCGGUAACAUAGUCAUUUCCUUCUACAAGCGCGAUCGCACCGCGACAUUCGCAACACAGAUGUUCGGUGACAGUGGCGCCGCCGUACUAUGGAGCCGCAUCCUCCAAGCCGACAUCCGCGACGACUCACGGGCAUUGGUCAGAGAUACCCGUCCGCACGUCGGCGUCCAAAUACGCAUCGACCGGUGUACCCCUCCGCCUGGCGCCUUACACGACGCGCACGGAUGGAUCAUGGACUACCCCUGCACCACCACCUCAAACCAAGCCGAACGUAUCGUGCGCCAAAAGCUCUACACUAUCAAAAACGGUACGGGCACGCCGACCAGGGAGAACACCGUGCGGUACCGCGGGCUUCCUGCGCCUUUCUUCUUCUUGCGUGAAGAUGUGAGAGGCUGGAAUGAUUGGAGUGUCGGGGUGUCGCUGGAAGAGGUACACGAGGACAAGGCCGUUACCGUGCUGGCCAACCACAAGCAUCCGUAUAUGCAGGGAAUGACGGAGGGCGGCGAUACGUGUAGCAUGUGGGUGAUCUUCCCGUGGAAAGACGAAUGGCACGAAUAUCGUAUCCAGCCCAAGGCAAGACGGCUGACUAAUGCCGACUUCGUAAGGAAGGUGGCGGGCGCGAUUGAGAACAUCUGGAAUAUGCUCGGUAUCCCGGUCUCGUCCGCUCGCGCCAGUGUGAAGCUGAUCGGCGUCAUCUACGGGUCUCAGAGUCGGCUUCAAGUCAUACUGGAAGCUCCUCUCACGGAGAGGUUGCACGAGCACAGUUCGUGGUGA
Messenger RNA from Peniophora sp. CBMAI 1063, 780 nucleotides. The record is from the annotation of a GenBank genome assembly. NCBI's taxonomy places the organism in Eukaryota, Fungi, Basidiomycota, Agaricomycetes, Russulales, Peniophoraceae.